Drosophila montana is the source of this 914-nucleotide messenger RNA. RefSeq lists its product as uncharacterized. Bases 84 to 512 code for a protein of 142 amino acids. The transcript has a single exon. Lineage: Eukaryota; Metazoa; Arthropoda; Insecta; Diptera; Drosophilidae. The record is from RefSeq and is a predicted model, not a curated record.
GGGCUAGAAAUUCAAAGAAAUAAAAAAGUAUUUGCAACACAGUCGCUCGCAGCGCAACAGAGUUUUGAAGUUGGGAGUCGGCCAUGGAGCAUCUGGACGAGCUGUGCCUGCAGCAGAUAUUGGCAUACCUCCGACUGCCCGAUCAGCUGGCCAUGCUGCAGUGCGAUGAGCGCUGCUAUUCGCUGCUGAGCAGCCUCUGGCGCCGUCACCUCACCCGGAUUGAGCUGAAUUUGCUUCAGGUGCCGGUGUGCUUGGAGCACUUUGAGUUUUUGCUGCUCAAUGCCUGGAAAGAGCUGCGCGUGCUCAGGCUCAACUAUUUGGAUAAAGAGAAGUUUGAGGUGCUCGUCAGGCAUAGGUUUCCCAAGCUACAGAUGCUCCAGAUUGAUGCGCUGCCUCCCUUUUUCCUCUGUCAUCAAAAACAGCAACAACUCAGACGGAUUAUGAUCCUAAGGAAAUAUGAGGAUAAUGCCGCUGGGGCGUGUGUUGCCCAGCAAACCCAGUUGACCUGGUGAUGACUACAACAAAAUAAAAAGUAUGCCCACCAAAUAAGUAGGAGCUUCCAAUUUUAAGGCCAUCUGCAUUGAGCUUCAUUCGAUCGUAGGGUCUAUCUAACGUCUACAUCUAGAUUUUGACCCGAAUGAGAGAUUGACUGACUGACUGAUUGACUGACUGACAGCUCCAUUUUUAACUGAAGUUUUCUUAUGAGAACAAGUGCAACAUGCACUAAGACAGGGUCUUGGAAUAUUCCUCCCGGUUGAUCAUCCGAUCUACUUCAAAUUUAUUUGCAUACCUCCUUUAAAUAUUUAUUCAUAAGGAAAUUGGUUUAAACCUUUUCCUUUCUAAAGAAAAAGUAUCUAGGCUGGUAUAAACAGCUGCCAGGACAAAAUGCAUUAAUAAAUGACAAUAAGAUAAUA